CCUGUCCUGACUUUCUGUCUCGGUUACCGGCAGUCACUCUGUCAUUCACUCUGUCAGGCACAGUUACACCUACACCUCUUGUCACCAUAUAACUACCUAGGUAGUUAGUACAGAGUACUAUCUAUCUAUCUAUCUAUCUAAAAUGCACUCCCAUUCCCCCCUUCUCAUGUCGCCCUCCCACUCCCCCUCGUCCCCUCGACCCUCACCGCCGCCGUCGCUGCCUCACGCACGCUCGUCGACCAAAUCCCCGGCCUUCCACCUCGGCACGCUGCCUCGCUUCCACCCGGCUGUCUACCAGUCGGCAUCCACCUCGACGGCUACAACCAUCAACCCGGUGAACAAACAACAACAACAGCAACAACCGCCCUCCUCUCCGCGACAGUCCCGCCAACUUGUCGCCCCUGCUGCAGCCACAUACCGCACCUCGGCCACCUCGUACCGCGAAUGGGUCGAAAGCAUCACUCUCCCACGCACGCCCUCUGGUCCCCGUUCGCUGAGCCCCUCGGCGCCCAGACUGGAUCCCCUGCGCAGCCCUGGACCCGUCACCCCGUUGGCUCUCGAGGAGGCGGGCAAUUAUCUCGCGGCGGGAGAUCACAGCAGCAGUGGUAUCCUUCGGGGGUCAACGUCAACUCCUGGUGCUGCUGGUCAUCACUACCUUUCCAACGCCCCGUCACCAGAUGUGGUGGAGAUGCUGAUUGUACGGGAGAAGGACCGGGCGCGACAGCAACAGCAACCGCAUGUCCGGAAAACCAGCCGGGGCCAAUACGGUUGGUAGCGCUAUGGUGGAGAACUAGAGACAGAGUAAAAAGCGAUGGCCUGGGCAGAUUGAUUUUAUUUUCUUAUGCAUUGCCGGUGUUGUAUUUAUACCCUCAUUAUAUAGCAUAUCUUAGUACUGUUCUAUAGGUACUACAUGGAAGUGUCAACUGUACCCCGUACCACUAAGUUGUAACUAUCCAGUAGUUAUACCUAGACUCCCUAUGGUCCGGAGAUCUCCCUUGCUCCCCGA
Penicilliopsis zonata CBS 506.65 is the source of this 1006-nucleotide messenger RNA. RefSeq lists its product as hypothetical. The transcript has 2 exons. Lineage: Eukaryota; Fungi; Ascomycota; Eurotiomycetes; Eurotiales; Aspergillaceae. The record is from RefSeq and is a predicted model, not a curated record. Bases 143 to 775 code for a protein of 210 amino acids.